Molecule: messenger RNA, 1148 nt
Organism: Geodia barretti
Lineage: Eukaryota; Metazoa; Porifera; Demospongiae; Tetractinellida; Geodiidae
Source: the annotation of a GenBank genome assembly
CGUACUGGUGUGGUAAGCGCGGCCCGGGCCGCCGCCGCAUAAUCGUUCUCAAUUAACGCGCACCAGCUGUAUCGAAGAUGUCUGCUGGCGACUGGUGCUUGGUUGAGAGCGACCCUGGAGUGUUCACUGAGCUCAUCAGGGAGUUUGGGGUUCAAGGUGCACAGGUCGAAGAGGUAUGGAGCCUUGACGAGCAAUCUUUUGAGAACCUGAAGCCGGUCCACGGGCUGAUAUUCCUGUACAAGUGGAGGUCAGAGGAGCCAGCGCAGGGCUCAGUAGUUCAAGACAGUCGAUUGGAGGACAUUUUCUUUGCCAAACAGGUGAUCAAGAAUGCGUGUGCCACACUGGCCAUUCUGAACCUCCUCCUGAACACCUCUCACCCUGACGUCACUCUCGGCUCAACUCUCUCCGAGUUCAAGGAGUUCACUCUUCCUCUGGACCCCUCAAGCAGAGGGCUGGCUGUGACUAACUCUGACCACAUCCGCAAGGCUCACAACAGCUUCUCCAGGCAGCAGAUGUUUGAAUUUGACGAGCAGCUGGCCAAAAAGGACGACGACGUGUUCCAUUUCGUGGCCUACGUGGAGGUCAAAGGUCGACUCUACGAGUUGGACGGACUGAAAGAGGGCCCGGUUGAUUUGGGGAAGUGUGACGAGGGUGACUGGCUGAAAACCGUGAAACCUGUCCUCGACCAGCGAAUCCAGAGCUAUACAGCAGGUGAGAUACACUUCAACCUGAUGGCGAUAGUGACGGACAGAAAGAUGCAGUUGGAGAGACAGAUCACCCUGUCCGAGAGCCAGCGUGACAUGGCUGCAAAGAGAAUAGAAGCUCUAAUAGCAGGAGAAGUGGCAAUGGAGGACAGCAGUGGCCUGCCCAGUGACCCAGCCGAGCUGCAAACAGUCAUCGAAGAGGCUGAGACUCAACUGGCCAGCCUCCAGGAGAAGAUGGCAGAGGAGACUAGCAAACUGGAGCGAUACAAAUUGGAGAACAUUCGCCGAAAGCACAACUACCUUCCUCUCAUAAUGGAGCUGCUGAAGAUACUGGCACGCAGGGGUCAGCUGGUCCCUCUCGUAGAGCAGGCAAAGAGAAAGAAACAGCAGCAAAGAGAGCAGAAAGAGAAGAAAAACACCGCAUCAGCAGAGACUGCAAAGUAG